GCAGAGGGAGAGGAGAGAGAGAAGAAAAAAGGGAUGUGUGUGAGUGUGCGGUGAUCGGUGCUGCAGGUACAGUCACAGCCGGAGAUACAGCUUCAAGAGCCGCACCGGACCGCGGCAAGACCGCCUCGGAGCCUGCCUGCCUCUCUCUCUCCUCCUCAUUUCUUCCAGUAACAACCCUCCGCGAUGUCUGGCGGAGGAGAGGUUCGCGUCCUCCGCCAAGAGGGCGGCCAAGAGAGCCCGAGGAUGCCGGCCUGGAAGCGAGAAAUCCUGGAGAGGAGGAAGGCGAAAGGCGGCGGCGGGGCUGGGGGAACCGGUGCUCCGGAGGCUAGCCCCGGGGGAGCGGGCCCGCAGCGGGUAAACGGCGAACUAACGGGGAAUGUGAACGGAGGAGGUGGUGGCGCGACCGGGCGGAACUACACCAUCACCCCGGCCACCCAGCACUUCUCCCACAACAAAGAGCCACAAGCGACGGCCGCGGCGACACCGAGGGAGGAGGGCAGACACGAGAGCCUGGUGCUGCAGGAGAGCCUGGGGCCGCUGGAGGAGAACCCGUUCAUCAAGCUGGAGAAGGAGCGGAGGAGGCGGCAGGAGCAAGAAAACGCCACCCGCCCGGUCCAGCACAUCCUGGAGCUGUACGGCAGUGUCCCCGGCAUACGGACUAUCCGAGCGGAGAACAUCAUCAUCAUCGAGUCGGACCCGGAUUACUUUCCGGAAGGUGGAGGCGUGAAAAGCGAGUGCCAAUGGCAGCAGAACGGUGUGAGUAGUUACAGCUCUCUAAACGACCUUCUGGACCGCAGAGGGAGUGCUGUUACCGAGAUAAGAGCCAAGGAAGUCGUCAUUUAUGACACCACGUUAAGCAAGAGCGAGGAGAACCUGAGCACCCUGGGCCGUCCUGAUCAGGAGGUCCCCUAUAAUACAGGUGAGGGUCAAGGUAGGGUCAGCCGGAUCCUCCAGAAGUUUGACAGCAACUAUGGGAAGCUGCAGAAGAAGUCCCACAGCACAGAGAACCUCCUGGACCUGGAUUGUAGUGCCAGCAGUAGGCCAAGACUCUGGCCCAAGACGCAGCCAGAUCUGGUGCCAAAGCCCAGGCCGGGUCCACGGGUCAGCAGCCCGGGCAGUAGCCAGCCAUCUUCGCCUGUCUUCCAGGGCCCCUGGUCUUCCAAACCAAAGCCACAGCCUGCCGUCUCUGGGCCGGGAAGCCCCCAGCGUUCACAGCCCGUGUCUUCCUUCCGUCAGCGCUUUGAGGAGAGUGGAGUCCACCACAGCGCAGCCGUCACCCCCAGAGACGAGCCGGACAGGGGGACAAACAAGCCCACCAGGGAGAGAGACUGGGAGGCCGCUGAGGUGCCCCCCAAACCUAAGGUGCCAUGCUCUCCGGAGACCCGCCGUGCCCGUGCCGAGGCCCCCUUGAGCCCUGUCUCAUCCAAGGUGACCUGCUCCUCACAGGAGUUUGAAAUCCGUCCCGCUCCGAAGCCAGACCUCGCCCAGAUUCCUGAUGGCGACACCCAAGCACGGGCCCUCGCAAACCUUCGCCUCCAGUCCCGAAACUCCUUCACAGUGAUCCCCAAGCGCCAUUUGGCUGCCUCAUCUUCAAAAAGCAGCCCCAUGGUGACACCUGGCCCCAUCAAGUCCUCCCCCUCACACAGAGCAGCAGAGGUGCCCAAACCUGGAGUGCCAACCUCCCCCACCCUGUUAAAGAGGAAAGAGGAGGAGAAGGAGGUGGAGAGGCCAUCCAAACCUGAACCAUCUCCUCUCACUGUUGCCACAAGUCCUGCUCCUUCUCUCUCUGAACCUUUAUCUCCAUCCCCUGCUCCCACUUCUCCACCUGUCCUCUCUUCACCCCCCUCUUCUCCAGCUAUCCCAUCUUCACCUCCCUUCUCUCCCACCCAGUCAGUCUCUUCUCCAGUGCAACCUCCAGUGGAUCAGCUGCCAGUAACAAACAUUGACGACAUCGAGGUGGAGCCCCCACCCCAGCGUGUCCCUGUUCCGAGCCCCUUGGUGCAGAGGAGAAAGGGGAACACCUUCACUGUGGUGCCUAAACGUCGGGUGGAGUCUGACGCCCAGCUGAGCCCACCUGAGCCCCAGCAGGAAGCCCCGAGUGAAGCCCCUCCGGGGUCAACCCCUCCCCAGGCCCCCUACGCCCAGCUGGGUUCCCUGUUGAAGAAGCGCUACCCUGCUGUGGAGGAGAUUGAAGUCAUCGGCGGGUACCUCUCCCUUGCGAAGUCCUGCCUCUCCAAGACUGGCUCCACGGGCAAAAAGCUGAAGAUCUCCUUCAACGAGUCCAGCCUGCAGAGCACCUACGAGUAUCCAUCAGAAAGCAGCGUGUGGGACAGCGGGGAGGAGGAAGAGGAGGACAAACAAGAUGAGAAGUUGGCAGACGAACAGCCGAGCAUGGUGGGACGGAUCCACAUCCCUCGAGCCAGUUUGACCGGCUCGCCCUCCCACACCACCAACAGCAACGAUCUGUCCAGCUACAUUCCCAAGCACUCGGUAGACUUCAGCGCCUGGCAGGAGCACAAACACGAUGACGGCAUUAACCAGGAGGAUGCCGCCUCCCAGCAGACACAGAUAACUGAGGAGGUCAUGCUCACGCCGGCGGACAGCUCCUCCCUCACCGACUACAGCAGCGAGCCCGCUCUUUACUUCUGAUCUGCCUGACCAAUCAGCUGUACAGUAGCAUCGCAGCAUCUCACCUGUGGGACCAGACUGCCUCCACCUCGACACUCCAGCCGACUAUAAGCACAUCUUCCUGACCAGACAGGAAACAUGGGUGUUUUAUUUUUGUUUUUCUGGCUGAUUUCCUGCCACGGCACCGCCACACGCCACAUUUCCAGCUGCGCAUUGGAGCUGCCGGGUGGCUGGCGUGGUGUUCAAUGCCCACCUUCUUUCUGAAGCUGAAGCAACAAAUCCUAAAAAGAAAAGAAGAAGGAAAAAAAAAAAAAGCAGCUGGGCUGUCUUUCCCAACCCGUGAUCUAACAGACAGUUGAUCUGUCAGCGUCCAGAAUCUUCCUCCUUGCCACGCUGUAGAAGUUUUUGCUGCUUUCGAGGUUCAAAUUUAGCUUCAGGUUUUAUUUUAUUUUAUUCUUUUUGGAGGAUGUCGACGAGGGAAGGAGCCGACAGAGUUCAGUGUUAUCGUGGAAGCGUGUCAUUACAGCAGAUUGGCGGCAGAUAAACAUAAAAAUGGUGAAAGGGUGCCACAAUUGCAUUUCUUUGUUCUCUUUCUUUUUCUUUUUUUAUCCGCAUGUUUUGAUUUGAACCCAGCACUUCUGUUGGUUCUGUCUUACUGUAAAGCUUCUCUAUGCCUUUUUUUUUUUGUUAGGUUUUGUGUAUUUUCUGGCAGACUAUGCUGUACUGAUUGAAGCUGCUGGAUUUUUUUUUUUUUGGCAAGCAAACUUCAACACGCUUCACUUCUUCAUGUGACGAGGGAGGAAACAUAUGCACCCCACCCCCCGGGAUCAGUAGCACCUCUCAUUUCUUAUUAAAUGCUUGAUAAAGUGACCUUGGCCAACAAUGUCUGUAUGUCCGUAUUGCUGAAAUCACGUGUCCGUAUAUCUGCUCUGGAAAGCUGGUAGACCUCCCGAUGCCUUUCCUCAGCUCUUUGUGUAUUUAUUCCUGCUUAACGUUGAAGUUUGCAUGUCUGAAAUCUGCUUUCUUUUUUUUUGAGGGGGGGUCGUUUUGUUUGUUUUCGGUUUUUUGUACAGAUGUUUGCUGGUGAGGGCUCCGAAAGAUCCCCGCCAGACCAGUCGGACCUCAUCUACUUUCACAUUCCACAGGGAAAGAAGGCGGUCCACUUUGAAGGCAACAGUGAUUGUGAUUGAUCAUUAAAAGAAAAAAAAAGGCAUUUUGUGAGAAAGAAUGAAAGUUUGUGUGUGUGUGUCUUUUUUUUUUUUAUUAUUCAUAUUUUUUAUAUGCUCAUAAUGCCAACUGAUUAAAGAGUUCCUCUAAAGGCCUCGCAUCCACUCUAAGGCCAGUAUUGUUGUACUGUCUCCACUGGGAUUCAUCUCUUCUGCUCAUUAUUUCAUGUAUUUUUUACAUUUUAUUUCUCCAAUCAGAUGCAAUUUGGUUUUUUUGCCGUCAGGAGCUUUGUCUUUCUCUCUGAUGGAUUUACAACUUAUAUGUUUCGUCCGGGAGUCUUGGUUGAUAGAUGUCUUUGCACUGUCAUGCUUUUAGCUUUGUUUUGCACCUCAUGAGGAAGUAAGAGUGGGCUGUAGAGGAAAUGUGCACUUAAAAGAACGAGAAGCCUACAGACUGGUGACAAAUUAGAGGAGAAGGUUAAAAGCGUCUCAGUGACGUGCCUCCAAAACACGAUGAUGUCAUCUAACACGUUUGAGACUGUAGCACUUGAUUCUUAAUGAUGUCAUCCUCAUAAAUCCAUUCAGUGACAUCCCACCUGUUUCCUUUCAAGGUCGGGGAAGGGCAUUAUCAUCCUGUAAGAGACCACUUCCAUCAACCAUGCCAGCAAAAUUGCCCCCUGAGGGCAUAUAUGGGGUUAAAGGGUUCAGUCUUUUCCUUUAAUUUGUCACCAACCUAAAUUUGGUUGAAGAGUUACAUUUCAAAGAAAAGCCUGACUUAAGUCUAAGUCAGGGUUUUGAUUGGGGUGGACUGAUAUAUCAGUUUAGAUUGCACUGACUGAUAUUUAGAUAUUCUGAAAGAUAAAAGGUGGGGUUAAUCUGUGCAUUUCUAAUUUCAAUCCCAUGUCUCAGUCGGCAUGAAUGAAUUAAAAUUUGAAAUGAAACUCUUCAGCCACACACGAUUGAAUGCAUCGCAAUGAAUGCCAUGACCACUUUGUUUUCUUUUGCCACUCAAGUCUUACGAUUGUUUGGCCUUGUCACUGUGACCAAAAACAGCAGCCCGAAGUGCAGUUUCGCCACACAGGUCCACAGGGACUUCAUCUUUGUCCACCUGCAAAAUCUCUCCAACCCCCUGCUGGUGUACACCGAUUUGAACUUUGGAUGUUUACUUCAUGUGCUCAAUGUGACUGCUCAGCAAUGCUUCUGUUUCAGAAGACUGAAUGUAAUUUUUUUUUCAAUAAAUUUUCUGUGGUAUGAUUAUCAGCUUACCAGAAAACAUCACAUUGAACAGUGAACCCUGUUAUUGUUUCUCCAAACUUUAGCAUGGCUGGAUUUGACCUUCAAUACAUUUCUCUGAAAAGGUCUCAAACUGGCAAAAAGUUAGUAAUAAUGAACACAUUUCCAUCUAUUGCAGUAUACAUUUUACUUGGUCUGGUUCAAAAUAGCUGGACUUUCUUUGUGUUAUGUGGCUUGACAAAGCCUCAAUUCCCAGUCAAGGGAAUUCUUUCACAACAGCAGUUAUCAGCUUCCUUUAUUAGUCCAAGCUUUCUGCUUCAGCCUGUGUGUGCACUCAGGUACAAGGAGGCAUUGGACACACUUUGGCUUUCAUUCUGCACAAAAUCAAUCAAUUGAGCAUAUCCUACUGAUAUUUUAGAUAUGAAAAGAGAGAAACCUUACAAAAAGACCCAGAAGUCUUUCCUGGUGCUGCUUAGUCAAGAAAGCCUUUCUGCAAAAAAUCAUUUAAACAUUAAAGGGUACUCGGCCUGAUGAAGUAAUAGAAGAGGAAAUCAGUCUUUUCCAUCACCAACCAAAUCUGUGCAAAUUCCUGCUAGAAGAAAAUGCACAGUUUGUGCUGCUGUAACUUGAAAGCAGGGCUUCAUUCAGUGGUAGUGGUAAUAUGGCGCUCACAAGAUUGAAGGUAUAAAAUAUAUGAACUUGGAAUACAGAUCACCUUUAAAUUUAGUUUACCAGAUAUAGUUUAAGCCUAGUUCAAGACCAAAAAGACAAAUUUAGCCCAUUGAACCUCCAUGCCAGGGAAAUCAAGCCUAAAAGUGAAUCAGUAAAUUCUGAAACCAAAACCCGUGAGGUUGGCUGCUCUGGAUUGGGUUAUGUGUCUGGCUUUUGUUACUAAAAGAAAGCCACCUCUGAAAACACUAAAAACUACGCUGGAUUAUACCUUGCUAACCCAAUAAUCUCUCCAAUAUCUUCCAAUCCUACAAUACACUCAACAAUACCCUGUCACUUGUAGCUGUGCAAACACAAUCUGCAGAAACUCGACUACGGUGCGUCUCGUGAUCAAAGACACAACAGAUAAUCAAGGACCACCUCAGAAAAAGCGAGGACCACUGAUUGAAACUUGUUGUUCACUGUGGUGUUUACAGAGUGCUCUAUCAUAUCAUGAGAGGAAAUGAAUGAAAACUGCUUGAAACACAAAAAUCUUGGGUAUGUAAACGAAAACACCAAAAAAUGUUAAGUAUGCUUGAUUUGUAGUCAUGGAUAUAAAUCCUCCAAACACACUGAUUAAAGGAGACCCAUAAUGCUCAUUUCCAUAUUCUUAUUCGUGGACCCUACCAGAAUAGCUGUGCAUGAUAGAGAGGUUAAAGUAAUUCUUAGUCUGAAAUAAGCUGAUUUAACUGCAGCUUACUUCUGAUUGGCUGCCCCUCACAAGCAACCACAGGUGGGAGGGGCCUCUGUGCUUGAGAUGACCAUAUUAGUGAUAUCCAUGCUUUCUGAUAUCAAAUAGAACCAAGAGUAGAAAAAACUGCCAGAAACUGAAUGUUUUAAACAUAAACUUUUGUCUCUCAGAGUUUAUGACCAUAAAAGCAUUGCGGGUCCCCUUUAACUGAGCCCUGCUUGGACCUCCUUUGGAAUUGUGGCUAAUGGUCACAUGACAUACCUGUGGAUCCAUCAACCUGUGGUAACUGCUGCCUCUGUUGACCAAAACCCACUCUGCGGUACUCUUUUUGCUCUCUCUGUGAACUGAAGGACCAAACUGUGGGCAAACUUCACUGAUCUCGUCUUAAAUGGCACCAGCAAGAACUUUUCUGAUGGCCAGAGACGCAGCACUCAACUUUAGCGCUUCUGAAGUGUACACACCGACUCUUGCCGCAGUGUCCCAACCCCGUCUUUGUCUAUGCCCGAUGCAAAAUGAGCAGUUUGUGUUGGUCACUCUGUAGCAACACUGUGGUAGAAAGCUUGCUCAUCUUUUACUUUCCACCCUCCUCUCGUCUGUAAAUCUACAUCGCAGCAGAUGUGCUUACUGUAAAGUUAUUGUCAAUGAUUUGGGCAAGUGAAAAAAAAAAGUGAUGUCAUACUUGUACAAAUGAAAGCUCAAUAAAUAGAAGACUUGAAGAAA
Neolamprologus brichardi is the source of this 7146-nucleotide messenger RNA. It is a transcript of the gene tprn, whose product is annotated as taperin. The record is from RefSeq and is a predicted model, not a curated record. Gene Ontology annotation, molecular function: phosphatase binding. NCBI's taxonomy places the organism in Eukaryota, Metazoa, Chordata, Actinopteri, Cichliformes, Cichlidae.